AUGGCCGGAUUGAAGAAGCAGAAGAGCAGGGCGAAUAACGACACACCUAUCGAGCAGUCGCGACCAGAUUCCAAGCCUGAUAACGCGCUGCAACCACAAGCUGAGCCCACGACACCGAAGCCGACAUCACUAGACAUCGCCCGAGCGCAGGCAUCAUCCUCGACCGCGUCACCAUCUCGCCCGAAUAGCUGGUAUAAUGCUGGAGGAUCAUGGCGAGCCAAGGCUUCACCCGUGGCGCAGAUCGCAAAGGAAAGCGUCUCUGUCGCCAAGGGCGCGACGAGUGAGGCUAGCGAGGAAGCCGCUCGUCGACCGAGUCAGAGUGUGAGCAAGGGCAUGCGAGGAAGUAGAAAGAGCGUUCCUCUGCUUGCGGAAGCGACGAGGGUCCAUGCUACAAGCGAGGCAAGUGCCAAGGCUCCACCGCGCCUCCCAGAUCAGGAGAAGGUCAAAGGUGUGGGUGUGGAUGAAGUGGCGGCGUCAAAGGGUGACGUGAAGGGUGUUUCGGUAGAGGAGGCACCUCUUCCGCCCGAGCCUGCAGAUGGUGAGGACGUGAAAAGUGUCAGCGGGAAGAGCACCGACACAAGACCACAGUCUGCACCAUGGUUUGGCUGGUGGUCAAGACCGGACGGCUAUGGCAGUGAAACUGAGAAGGGGAAGCAAGGCAACAAGAGACGGAAACUUGAUACCGAAGAGGCUAGUAGCACUCCUCUCCCUGGAUCACCUGAACCGCAGCCUGCAGACGCCAUCGACACUGUCAUGGCCGACGCGCCCGUUCGGGGGGAUAUGGUGACGAAGGCUGCACAAUGGGAGGGUGUUCAGCCAGAGAUGAGCGUCAAUCAGCAUUCCACUCGGUCAUGGUUUGGUCUGUGGAGCAAUGCUCAGAACGAGCAGGCGGUAGCACAGGCGGACCCAGACGCACAAGUGCCACCACAGGAACCUGAAGUGAGGCUGUCUGUAGAGCCUCCCGUGACAGAAGCAGCCGCAACCAGGAAAGACACCCAAGCCGGGCCAGACAAGAAGCAGAUUGAAGAUGGACCAAAGUCAUCAGGCUGGGCAUUCUGGUCAUCUGACAAGCCAUCAGAUGGCAUGACUACGCCAAGUGGCACACAGAAGGAAGUCGGUGAGAUUGCUGUAGCAGAUACGCCCAGUCAGAGCCAUCCCGAAGCAGCACAAUUCAACGAGCAAUCACAGCCGAAAGCUGACGUGAAGAGAGGAAACUCGCUGCUCAAACCGAAGCGUGGCCGGACAGAGCGGGUAAAAGAGGCAGUAGAGUCAUUAGCAGCCUCACCGAUUGACUCGAAAGCACAGACACCCACAAUAUCGCAAGUGCCGACUCCGGCAGAGACGCCACCACGAGAUACAUCAGAAGCACCGGCACCCAUAAAGCGUGGCAAAGUACCUCAGACACGACCAAACCUCGUUCUUCCAUUGUUCAGGGACCUCUAUCCACCUGUACCGAGUCCAGGAUAUCUAGAAAGGCUAUCGACAUACCUCUCACAGGCGCUGCGUCUACCCAAUAGCGACACCCCGCCACCACCACAACAUGUGUACUUCAAUCCGAAUCCACCGAAGAUAAGAAAAGCAAUAGCAAUAGGUGUCCACGGCUUCUUCCCAGCUCCUUUAAUCCAAAAAGUUCUCGGACAACCAACAGGCACCUCCAUCCGUUUUGCCAAUUACGCCGCCGCAUCUAUCAAGACCUGGUGUGCUGAGAACCAACCUUCAUCAAAAGACGGAGUCGAGAUUGAAAAAGUGGCGCUAGAAGGCGAAGGGACUAUCAAUGACCGCGUGACGACGCUGUGGAAACUGCUCCUGAAUUGGCUGUCACAUCUACGACAAGCAGACUUCAUACUCCUAGCCGCACAUAGCCAGGGUGCCCCUGUCGCAGUCAUGCUACUUGCGAAACUCAUCCAGCUCGGCUGCCUUGCACCCAACGUGAAGAUAGGUAUCUGUGCGAUGGCGGGAAUCAAUCUCGGACCUUUUCUCGAAUACAAAUCACGACUAUUCGGCGGCAGUGCACUCGAACUCUUUGACUUCUGCGACGCGGGAACAGCAGUGAGUAAAUCCUACGUCGAAGCCCUGGACGUUUGUCUUCGGCACGGGGUGAGGAUUUCAUUCGUGGGGAGUCUGGACGAUCAACUCGUGAGCCUGGAGUCCUCGCUCUACGCCCCGCUUGGUCAUCCCUACAUCAACCGCGCAGUCUUCAUUGACGGACGAUUGCAUGCGCCGAAUUUCCUCACACAUCUUGUCGUCUUUGCUCUCAAGCUCCGGAACCGAGGUAUAAGUGACCAUGGGCUUUUGAGGGAGCUCUCGGCACCACUAGCAGGCAGUCUCGUGGGCGGCGACGGCCACAGCCGCAUCUACGACGAAGCUGGCGUCUACAGCCUCGCGAUUGACUUCGCUCUCCGUAGCACCGACUUCACACCCUCUACCCUUACCCAAAGUCCUGACAGAUCUACAACAGCAGCAGCAAGCCUCCUAGCAAACGACAAAGACCGUUCCCGCUCCGCCGCCGCCGCCCGCCGAGCCUCCCUCUCCGGCUACCCCACUACACCCGCCCAAGCCAACUCCAUCCGCCGUGGCGAGGGCUCCGCUACCGCGAAUCUACCGGGUACAGCGCCAGUAUUUGCGCAUUUCGAAGCGCCUACUACGAGUACGAGCGGGGGUGUGGGCGCGAACCCUUUCACCUUACCUUGGGCUGUCAGAGGUAUGCUGGAAGAAGGGGAGGUGAAGCGGGAUGGGGUGUUGAUGGCGGAGGUGCGGGAGUUGGUCGAGGAAUUCGAGGAGUGGAGGCCGCAGACGAAGAUUUUGAGGGAUGUUCGCUUUCGGUUGGAGGGGGUGAGGAGUUUACUCUGA
Recurvomyces mirabilis is the source of this 2850-nucleotide messenger RNA. RefSeq lists its product as uncharacterized. The record is from RefSeq and is a predicted model, not a curated record. The transcript has a single exon. Lineage: Eukaryota; Fungi; Ascomycota; Dothideomycetes; Mycosphaerellales; Teratosphaeriaceae. The coding region runs from base 1 to 2850 and encodes 949 amino acids.